This is a messenger RNA of Plodia interpunctella (Indianmeal moth), 1568 nucleotides long. RefSeq lists its product as uncharacterized. Bases 117 to 1568 code for a protein of 483 amino acids. NCBI's taxonomy places the organism in Eukaryota, Metazoa, Arthropoda, Insecta, Lepidoptera, Pyralidae. The transcript is spliced from 12 exons. The record is from RefSeq and is a predicted model, not a curated record.
CCUCUCUGUUCGACUCAACUAGAAAAUGGCUCAUCUUGGACAGAAACAGUAAUAUUACAGACACUAAUUACGGUGAUAUUGCAAACCACAACUCCAAUAUUUCAGCAGACAUUUAUAUGAGGUUCAAUGACCUCAAUAUUAGCGUAAAUACCGACUUGAUUCUAUCUUAUGCGAUCGAAGACGGAUAUAAAAUGUAUGAGAUAUAUAAUUACGGGAAAAUACAGGGCGGUGAGCUAAUCAUAAAUGAUUUGGGUAUAUUGAACUACAGUAAAGGGUUCAAUGAAGAAUUAAAUGAAUAUAAGUAUUAUAAGAGGUGGAACUUUAAACAAUUGGCAUUGAGGAUGAUUGUGGUUAUGUCUAUACCGACAAAGGUCUUUGACCCUGUCUGGUGGGAAGACAGACGACCAACACCCGGUCUAGCGACUGUACAAAAAACAGCAGGGAUAAUCUUUAAUCAAAUCGCUGAAAUACACAAUUUAAAGUACGCUUAUACUAUAGUGGACAGAUGGAUAGGUAGCUUUAACUACAACGACUCGCGUAAAGUAGUUGCCACAUCAAUGUACUACAAGUUCCAAGAUAUAAGCCCAAUAUUGAGAUUUAAUACGGAACUCGUCUCUAAGAUUGAAAUAGUCCACCCGCCGCUGACUUCCAUUGAGACCAGAUAUUACUACAGAAUACCAACAUACGGUCCGGGAAAGUUCGAGAAUCAGUUCCUACGCCCCCUCAGUCCUGGUGCAUGGUUAUCUGUGGUUUUCAUAUCAACAUUGUGCGGUUGCCUUUUACUUUUAGCCGCCAAGUUAGAACAUCGACCCGCGUCGGGUCAAUACGCUUUUUUCUCUAUCUUGGCGUCUAUUUGUCAGCAAUUCUUUGAAGACGAUUUUGUUGAAAUGGGAAGGUCGUCAAGCGCUCGAAAACUAACAAUCCUGGUGACGGGCCUAGCCUGUGUCCUUAUCUACAACUACUACACGAGUAGCGUGGUGAGCUGGCUCCUCAACGGUCCACCGCCUUCCAUCAACUCUUUGCAAGAACUCUACGAUAGUCCUUUGCAGCUCAUCUAUGAAGAUAUUGGCUAUUCGAGAUCCUGGCUAAAGUCGCCAGAUUACUACUUCAACAAGAAGAAUAUGAAGAUCGAAAACCUGAUGCGUCAAAAGAAUGUGUUGAAUAGAAAAACAAGUGAUGUACUUACCAGUUUGGACCGAGGCAUCGCUAUGGUUAAAGCUGGAGGUUACGCGUUCCACACAGAAGUUGAGAGCGCCAAUCGCUACAUCUCACAGACAUUCACACAAGACGAGCUGUGUGAACUGGGCUCUGUGCAGUCUAUGGAGAAAACUGUUCUGUUUCCUAUUGUUCAGAAAAAUAGCCCGUAUAUUGAGUUCUUGAACUGGAGUCUGAAGCGCUUCAUGGAGCGCGGUAUAGUCUCCCUCACUGGUCACCGCACCAGGUCCACCCAGGUGACGUGUGAGGGGAGCUCCCCUCGGGCAUUAGCGCUGGGGGGAGCGGCGCCGGCGUUCAUACUCUUAGCCAUUGGAUAUAUUGUUGCGACUGUUAUUAUGCUUAUAGAACGGUAA